AAUUUUAUUUAUAAAAGUAAGAACUGAAUAAUUAUCAAUGUUAUAUUAAUUAAGUGGUUAUUAUUGAAUGUUGUAUUAAUUAACCCCCGGUGGUGCGAUUGACGUUUAAUUAACGUAAAAAUGUUUUUCAAAAUAUUUUUAUAUUUCGCUUUAAUUAUUUAUUGUAGUGCUUACAAGUGCCAAGUUACGGAUCCAGUUUGGUCUAAAACGUAUACUGUCCAGGGUACUAUUUUAAUUCCCUAUGCCGAAUUAGUAGAACCAUUUUGUGCAUGGUAUGAUGGGGUGUCCAAAGCAUCACGAAUUGAUUACUAUGGUGGUAUGGUAAAAACAUACCAACUAGCCAAGGAAAAUGAUUAUGGAGUAUCAAUAAAAAUAGCUCCAAUCACCACCGAAGAACAAUUAAAUUCAAUAACAUGUUUACAAGUGAAUGGUACUGGUGAAAAUCCAAUAACACCACAAAAUGUUUUACCGGAUUUACGUGGUUUCACAUGUGUGGGUGAAGAAAUUAUUGAUGGUAUUAAAACAGAAAAAUUACAAUUCAAACAAGAAUUUGGUAACAAAAUUAAUAAAUACACAAUGUGGUUACGAUACAAGAAAAAUAGUGAUGGUGGCUUUACCCCAAUCCCUGUACGAUAUGAAAUGAAGGGAUUUAACUCGCUGUUGGGAUCGCAUUAUGAUCAUUAUUAUUUGAAUUAUGAUUAUUUUGAUAAUAGUGAUAUUGCAUCUGAAGUAUUUGAAGUUGCAAAUAAUAUGACAUGCGUUGGAUUCCCAGGGCCUGGAGAUAAACAUAUUUACACAUUCAAUCCAAUGCGUGAAUUUAUGUUACCACAUUACGAAGGUCACGUAGAUUUUGAAUUUGAUAAAUUUAAAUCAAAACAUAAUCGACAAUAUGAAACAAAAUUAGAACAUGAAAAACGUAAAGAAAUAUUUAGACAAAAUUUACGUUUUAUACAUUCCAAAAAUCGUGCUCAAUUAGGUUACUCAUUAGGCGUAAAUCAUUUAGCUGAUCAUACCGAAUUAGAAUUAAAAGCUUUACGUGGUAAACAAUAUACUAGUGGAUAUAAUGGUGGUAAUCCGUUCCCAUAUAGUGAACUUGAUAUAAAAAAAGCUCUUGUAACUAUAUUACCUGAUCAAUUAGAUUGGAGAUUAUUUGGUGCUGUUACUCCUGUUAAAGAUCAAUCAAUCUGUGGUUCUUGUUGGUCCUUUGGUACAGUUGGUGCCAUUGAAGGUGCUUACUUCUUGAAAAAUGGUGGAAAUUUAGUUCGAUUGUCUCAACAAGCUUUAAUCGAUUGUUCAUGGGGUUAUGGAAAUAAUGGCUGUGAUGGUGGUGAAGAUUUUCGAGCUUACCAAUGGAUGUUAAAACACGGCGGCAUUCCAACAGAGGAAGAAUAUGGACCAUACUUAGGGCAAGAUGGUUAUUGCCACGCAAAUAACGUAUCUUUAGUUGCUAAAAUCACUGGUUUUGUUAAUGUUACAACUAAUAAUCAAGAUGCGUUACGUUUAGCUAUUGCUAAACAUGGUCCAAUUUCUGUUGCAAUUGAUGCAUCACAUAAAACUUUCAGUUUCUAUUCUAAUGGAUUAUACUAUGAACCAAAAUGUAAAAAUGGUCCUGAUGAAUUAGAUCAUGCUGUUUUGGCAGUGGGCUAUGGUGUAAUGAACGGUCAAUUAUAUUGGUUGGUUAAAAACAGUUGGAGUACUUAUUGGGGUAAUGAUGGAUACAUUUUAAUGUCGGCAAAGAAUAAUAAUUGUGGUGUUAUGACUGAUCCAACAUAUGUUACUAUGUAAUUGGUUUUUUGAAUUUUAAAUUCUAAUUAAGUUUAUUUUUUUAAACUCUAUAUAGCACUUAGUAAAAACUGAAUUGAAUAUUGGACUUGUUGUAAAGACUGAUCAUAGAAAUGUAAGGUUAUUUCAUAGAAAUGUAAGACGAACAAAAAAAAAAUGUAUACAGGGUUUAAAAAAAAUUUCAAUUGC
Messenger RNA from Chrysoperla carnea, 1971 nucleotides. RefSeq names its product digestive cysteine proteinase 1 (gene 26-29-p). The coding region runs from base 121 to 1785 and encodes 554 amino acids. Gene Ontology annotation, molecular function: cysteine-type endopeptidase activity. The record is from RefSeq and is a predicted model, not a curated record. The transcript has 7 exons. Gene Ontology annotation, cellular component: lysosome. Gene Ontology annotation, biological process: immune response. Lineage: Eukaryota; Metazoa; Arthropoda; Insecta; Neuroptera; Chrysopidae.